Molecule: messenger RNA, 928 nt
Organism: Halichondria panicea
Lineage: Eukaryota; Metazoa; Porifera; Demospongiae; Suberitida; Halichondriidae
Exons: 4
Coding region: 1-813 (270 amino acids)
Biological process (GO): cell communication
Cellular component (GO): membrane
Source: RefSeq, a predicted model, not a curated record
AUGACCUUCACUCCAUCUCAACUACCACUACAUAUCCAGGAAGCUUCCAACUCUAUUAACUAUCAAAUUAUUGCACUAUCAAGGGGGUCACAAGAGGUUGAGAGUGGACAACGAACACUGACCCAGCCAAUACAAGACAGAACAUCUACUCUAACUAGCAGUCAAUUUGGUGGUGUGAGGACUAGACUAUUUCUAAACAGAGGACUACGAGUUGUGUGCAAGGAAGGCUACUUUGAUCCUGACUGUGAUAUCCCUUGUACCUCAAGAAAUGACUCCACUGGACACUUCACCUGUGACACUAAUGGUACCAAGGUGUGUCUCCCUGGUUACCAGAGCCCUGAGACCAACUGUGUGGAAGGAACUGUCCCCCGCACUGCUAGCACUCCAGUCACUCAAACAACUACUCGUAUUUUAACCAUGGAAACAUCAUCACAAAGCAGCGAUAUGCCAACACGACAGACUAUUACACCCACACCUCUUAGCAUUGUGGUGAGUACCGCUCCCGAGACAACAUUUGUCAUACAAGAGUUGACUACUAACAGUGACAUAUCUCCAUCAGCUGUUAGUGCGGACAUUGUACCCAUUGUGGCUGGAGGAGUUGCCGCGGGGUUGGUGGUGUUAGUGUUGAUCUUAAUUGUCAACAUUGUGUUGGUGGUUGGUGUUCUCAAAGUCAAGUUUAUGAAACACUAUUCAAAUAAACAAGGGUCUGCAACGGAGGAGAACAUCACUAUGGGGGCGAAUCCAGUGUACGAGAUGGGGGGAGGUAGACACAACAGAUCUGAGGACAAUGUUGACUAUGAGAUAGUACGAUGACUACCCAAAUAUACUCUGUGCAGUAGUUUUAGAUCUAUAGAAAGAGUAGCUUACACUUGUAAUCUGUUUACAUCACUGAAAAUGGACCAUCUGUCCUUCAUAGAUCAAAGUUAUU